AUGCAAAAAUCGUCGCAGUAUCAAGAUAAUGAUGGUCAUCUCGAUGAUGCAGACGAAACCACUGCCGGACUCCCUUACACUGACGAAGAAGCUCAAUUGUUGCGAAGAGAAGAACUGGAAUAUGACGAGCCCACAUCAUCUACAAAUAGGCACUUUCCAACCCGUCUACAGCGCUUACUGCACCUCCUCCGAGGUCCGGAGCAGCCUCGCGUUCAAACCAUCCAACCAUACUUUGCAUCGAUACAAACGCGUCCAGUGCGUUGGCUUGAAGCCUACAGACUCAACAAGCCCGUCUCACUUAUCCCAGUACUAUUCCUCUGGCUCCUAAUCUUCAUCUGGUUUCUUACUGCGCAAUUACCGAUCCAGGAUGCCGACGGCAACGAUGUAUUCAACCUGGAUUGCACAGACACGAUGUGGCAGCGCAAAAACCUCUGCGGAAUCGACGGUAUCAACUGUCGUCCAUUCAGCAAUACAACUUUUGCUUUUCGCUGCCCAGCGAAAUGUGGCGAUGUCCAGGUCUUGAAUCCGCAUGUUGUUGGGCCGCUGGAAGUCAACUAUCGGCCUCUUGUUAUCGGUUCCGGAGUGUAUCGAGGAGACAGCUUCAUAUGUGCCUCGGCGAUUCAUGCCGGGAUUGUGGAUGGGAUCAAAGGUGGUAGUGGUCGCGUCAACUUGGUCGGAGCUCAUGAUGACUUUGCAAGCACGAAGCGCCAUGGCAUCGAGUCUAUCCCGUUUGAUUCAUCUUUCCCACUGUCGUUUUCAGUCGUCUUGGAUGCUAGUUUUGAGUCUGGCUCAGAUCCUCGUUUCGCAUUACUUCCGGUUUCCGUUCUUUUCACUGUUUUGCUUGCUAUAUUCUCCACAUCACCGAAUAUCUUCUUCCCGAUUUUCACGCUCAUCUUUGCUCAUGUGAGCUUUGUCUCUGAUCCGCCAAUGGCAUCACCUUUGAACGUCACGGUCUUGCCAGACCACUUGUCCAUGUUCGCAAAGGGGUUACUACCGGCGCUGUUUGUUGCUGUUGUGUUGUACCCUACAAUCAUCAGACGCACCUUGUCUGGUUUGACUGCACAGUUCGAAAAGGCACUGUUUUGGCUUGGUGGCUUCUGGAUCGGAGCAUUGUCAAAUUAUACAUUUGAAUGGAUUCCAAUCUCCCGACUUACGGCGCAUGACCUGGAGCAGCAGCCGGGAGCCAAGGUGGCCUUGGCCAUUAUCAUCCUGAUAUUAGUCGUCAUCAUCGUCGGCCAGGUGUACUACUUCUGGCUCGAGGGUCGGCUGGUCCGCUAUCUCGGUCUAUACGGCCUCUUUCUUCUUGGAAUCAUCGUUUCCGUGACGUUACCUGGCGUCAACUUACGGAUUCACCACUAUAUACUGGCACUCUUGCUGCUUCCAGGGACUAGUCUUCAAACACGACCGUCAUUGUUGUAUCAGGGAAUCUUACUUGGCCUUUUUGUCAAUGGUAUAGCGCGCUGGGACUUUGACUCUAUCUUGCAGACUUCUACAGCGCUCCGUGAAGAUGCAAGAUUCAACUCUGUCGUCCCCAAGAUACCGGAACCGUCGAUUCAAUUGGGUGCCGAGACACUCGUUGCCACUUUUACUUAUGGCAACCCUGUAACUAAGGUAGAUGUUAUUAGCGUAAUGGUCAACGAUGUUGAACGCGGACGUUCCUUCUACGCUGAUGAUAUCAAUGGUGCGGUAAGUUCUUUCAACUGGACUCGACCAGCAGAUAGUCAUCUCAAUGAAUACUUCCGUUGGGCAUAUAUACUUCACGGAAAGACACUGGAUUAUUCUAAGCCUGGUAUAUUGUUGGGAAACGGCACAUGGAGCCCUGGGCACUCAUGA
Molecule: messenger RNA, 1833 nt
Organism: Pyrenophora tritici-repentis Pt-1C-BFP
Lineage: Eukaryota; Fungi; Ascomycota; Dothideomycetes; Pleosporales; Pleosporaceae
Product: LCCL domain containing protein
Source: RefSeq, a predicted model, not a curated record